This is a messenger RNA of Drosophila guanche, 9385 nucleotides long. RefSeq names its product histone-lysine N-methyltransferase, H3 lysine-79 specific (gene gpp). The coding region runs from base 1700 to 8569 and encodes 2289 amino acids. Lineage: Eukaryota; Metazoa; Arthropoda; Insecta; Diptera; Drosophilidae. Gene Ontology annotation, biological process: DNA repair; DNA damage checkpoint signaling; regulation of transcription regulatory region DNA binding. The transcript has 9 exons. Gene Ontology annotation, molecular function: histone H3K79 methyltransferase activity. Gene Ontology annotation, cellular component: nucleus. The record is from RefSeq and is a predicted model, not a curated record.
CAGUCACACUCUGCUGUGAGUGUGGACGCCGCGGAAAAUAAAUAGAAAUAAUAUUUUUCUGAAUUCAGAAAAGUGUUCGCCGCUCGUCGUCGUUCGCGUGUGUUGGUGUGUACCAUUUUGUUCGGGGCGAGAGUAAAACGCUUCGUUUCUAUACUUAUACAAUAAAUUCGUAAAAAUAAAGGCAACAAAGUGCAAACGCGAGUGCGAGUGCAUACAGUUUGAUAACUACAAAAUAUAUAUUAGAAUAAGCGAAAUAAUUACCGCUUAAAACAACGAAAAAAUAUACAUAGUUUAUAAAUAAUAAAGUUAAUUAUAGUGUCUAAUAAGUGAACUGGCGGUUUCAGCAAAACAACACUACACUCCUUCCCCCACACAACCCCCUCUAAUUUUGCAUGUGGCAUGUUUUUACAACUUGCGUGCCGCCAAAAAUAAAAAGUGUAUUAAGCGGAAUCCACAAAUUACAACGAAUGGAAUAGGAUCCAACAACUUUUAAAAGAUUGAACGAAGAGUUUGAGAGGCGUCGGCCAACAGUCGAAGAAGCAGCCAUAAGAAAAUAUAAAAAAAAAACAGCAGCAGCAAUAGGAAGAAGUGAGAAGGUAGGCCAAAGGCAGAUAAGCAGCAGCCACAGCCAAAGCAGAGGAAUAGCAUUUCGGAGCCGGCAAAGAAGCAGCAGCGAAAAGGGAGGUUGAGAACAGAGCUGUGCAGAGGAGCAGCAGCUGAGCCGCCGGCAGAGAAAUAACAGCAAAAAAGGGACAGAAGUAGCAGCAGCCGACAGAGCGCUGACUGCGCAAAAAAUACUCGAAAAUAAUACAUUUUGUACAUACACAAAAAACAAAAGUUUACCAAAACUAAAGACGAAGGCGCUUUUGCAACAUGCCUAACAACGAUAAAUGUCAAACCAUGCGUGCUCUGGAACGCAGUGGAAUAAAAUCAAGGAACAGUUGGAAUGCCAGCAGCGAUUUGUAAAUGCGAAUAAGGUGGAGGAAUUUCCCCAAGAAAACCUAUAGAUGAAAAUGUUGCUGAACAUUGAGGAAAAUGCAUCGUUUUCUUAGCAUUCAGCAAAAUAUUAAAUUACGCAACUAUCAUCAGUUACUUUUGUAUUUUGGGGCAUUACCAACACUGGCUGCCACUGCUGCUGGAGGAGGAGGAACGAAGAAGAGAACGGGAAGAGGAAGUCGAAGAGGAAGGAUAGCAGAAGGAGCAAGAAGAGUUGGAAGGAAACAGCAGCAGGAGAAGCAGCAUCUUAAAAGAACAUACAUAACGUAACAAUAAACGUAACGCAACGUAACGUUACGUGACGAGAAAUAUAAAGGAGAGAAGAGUAUAAAUAAUAACUAUUAUUAGCCCAAUAUAUACAUUAAUAAACCCAACGCUGCCACUGUUCCUAAGACAAACAAAAAAACCAACCACUAAAAACCAGAAGAAACAUAAACCAUAAAACGUAGCCGUAGUCCUUAAACGUAACCCAUAAACGUAAACGUAAAAGUAAACGCAAACGUCUCCACAUACGACACUCGACACCAGAAUCCUAUCUAAAUCCUACGCCAAUUUUUUGAUCAUCAUCAAAAAUCAUUAACCAUCAAGAAUACAACACUGACUAGUGUUUACCAACACUACCGCCCACCACACCUGCGAUCAUCAAACCUCCCUUGCCACAAAACGGCUGUGGCAAACAAGGGAGGCGACGCAAACGAAGAAUAUGGCAACACCGCAAGUCAAGGACUUGGUGUUGCGUUCGCCCUCUGGCUCCUCGGAAACGAUUGCCUAUGCCUGGCCCUUGCAGAUUGGUCAUGGACAGGAUAAGCAUGACAAUGGCAUCGAUAUCAUUGAUACCAUUAAGUUCGUUUGCGAUGAUCUGCCAUCGAUACAAUCGGCCUUCGAGGAGAUCAAUCUCAAUCAAAUUGACACUGCCUGCUAUAAGACUAUGACAAAUCUUGUCGAUCGCUUUAACAAGGCUGUCGACAGUAUUGUUGCAUUGGAAAAAGGAACGUCACUGCCCGCCGAGCGAUUGAAUAAGUUCGCUCACCCUAGCCUUCUAAGACACAUUUUGCAAUUAGUUUAUAAUGCUGCCGUUCUCGAUCCGGAUAAACUCAAUCAGUACGAGCCCUUCUCCCCGGAGGUCUAUGGCGAGACAUCAUACGAGCUGGUACAACAGAUGCUCAAGCAUGUCACCGUCGGCAGGGAGGAUACGUUCAUUGAUCUCGGUUCCGGUGUGGGACAAGUCGUACUCCAAAUGGCCGGAUCCUUCCCACUGAAGACAUGCAUUGGCAUCGAAAAGGCUGAUACACCCGCACGCUAUGCCGAGCGAAUGGAUUUGUUCUUUCGCCAGCAUAUGGGUUGGUUUGGCAAACGCUAUUGCGAGUACAAGCUGAUCAAGGGGGAUUUCCUGGUGGAUGAACAUCGCGAGAAUAUCACCUCUUCGACGCUGGUUUUUGUGAAUAAUUUUGCCUUUGGCCCGACGGUCGAUCACCAGCUGAAGGAGCGCUUUGCGGAUCUGCGCGAUGGUGCCAGGGUUGUGUCCUCCAAAUCGUUCUGUCCUUUGAAUUUUCGGAUCACCGAUAGAAACCUUUCGGAUAUUGGCACCAUAAUGCAUGUGAGCGAAAUACCGCCACUGAAGGGUUCUGUUUCAUGGACCUGCAAGCCCGUUUCGUAUUAUUUGCAUGUGAUUGAUCGCACCAUAUUGGAGCGAUACUUUCAGCGUCUGAAAACCAAAGGAGGCAAUGAUCAUCACGAGCAUGUUGGUACCGUUCGCACCACACGUGAUCGAGCCAAGCGUGAGGCAAACAUUGGACAGCAGCACAACAAUCAUCAUCAUCAUAAUAAUAAUCACAACAACAACCAAAACAACAACAACAAUCAACAGCGGGAAAGAGAGCAAUCGAGCGGACCGACCGGAGCGACCAACAAUCAGCGCCAUCAAUCGCAGUCCCCAGCGAAUGUUAGCGGCGGCGGAGUAGGAGGAGGAGCAGCUGCCACCGCAGCUGCUUCCAAGACACGCCAGCAGUUGCAGCAGCAACAACAGCAGCAGCAACAGCAGCAGAGGAGUCUCGACAUGGAGAGCAGCACGGAAAGCGAUGGCGAGGCAACGAAUGGAAAUGGUGGCAACACCACCACUGCCACAACGGCCACGUCCGUCUCGAAUGGUGGCGGCGGUGGCAGUAGUGGACCCAUGACUCGACGCCCGUGGUAUGACUUUUCCAGCUCGAAAGGAAAGAGCUCGCAGUCGGAUGAUGAGGAGAACAACAACAGCAACAGCAAUGGGGGCAACACAAGUGUCACGGGCGUGCGUCAGGCGCGUGCUGCAACGCAGAAAAAGCGGAAAAAGCUUACCCGAAAGGCUGCCAUUGCCAGCAAGUCCGCUGCGGCGGCCCAGAGGGAAGCGGAGGCAGCAGCUGCUGCGGCUUUGGCCAGCAAGGAGUCGUCCUCCAAGGAGGAUGCGCCGCGGGCCGCCAGCGCAGGGCCCGGACGCAAGGGACGCAUGAAGAAGGGAGCCGGUGGCAGAGGCAGGAAGUCCCUCAAGAUCGUGGGCUUGGAUGCACUCCACAAUCAGACGGUUCUCAGCACGACACAGGACACGGCGGCCAAGAAGUUGCCAGCCGCGCCGGGCACCGUCGAUCAGCAGUUGACAUCGCUGCUGACAGAGACAAUGUCCCAUCGAGAGCUGGACAUACCAGCGGCACCGCAGGACACGCCCUACGGCCUGCAGAUCCUGCUCGAGUGCCUGCGUUCGCAGUACAUGUCCUUCAUGGAUGUGAUGAAAUCGAGCGCCUAUCUGCCGCAGAUCCAAAAGAACAUUGCUCAGGAGCAGGAGCGCAUGUCGCGGCUGAAGAACCGAGCGAGUCAGCUGGAUAAACAGAUCAAAGUCCUGAUUGAUGACAGUGUGGCGCUGCUCAAAGUGCGAAUGAAUGAGCUGGGCAUCAAUGUGAACUCGCCCAAUGAUUUGAUUGCCCAAGCCAAGGAGAUUGUGGGCAGGCACAAGGAUCUGCAGCACACGGUCAGCAAAAUGCGCAACGAAGUCACCUUUUACGAGGGCGAACAGAAGAUGUUGCUAAGCAAACAGCUGAAAAACCUGCCGGAGUAUCAGAAACUGUGCGGCAAUGGGCCCAUCAAUGGAAAAGUGAAGCUGGAACUGCCAUCGGAGUUCUCGGAGACGACAGCGCAUGAGUUGGUGCUCAAGGAAAUCGCAAAUACCUUAAGCCAAAGGAAGAAACUGUAUGCUCAAGUGUCCACCAUUGAGCAGGAGACGACCGUGCUGCAGAAGAGCGCCGAGGACAGGAGCACAGCGGCCUCACUGCUGGCCCAAGGCACCAAUAUUAGUUUGGCCACCAGCAGCAGUAGCAACAGCAGCAGCAAUGGCAGUUCCGCUGUUUCAGCGUCUUCAACCGCCUCAAAUUCUGCAUUGAAUCCAACCCCACCCAAAGCCAACAGCGCGAAGAGCUCCCGACGCAGUCGCGAGCAUCGCGUGCGGUCGCAGGAGUGGCCCGAGGUGCCCGAAGUGGGGAAGAUUCAGGAGGAAAAUCCCGAAGUUUUGGCUCUGAAAAUUGUGGAAACUUGCCGGCAGAUAGAGGCAGGAACGUUCCAAGCAAAGACUAGCGUGCCGCCGUAUCAAUUGAAUGGCAAAAACAAGGAGCCGCACAUGCCGCAAAUGCCAGUUGGUGCCGCUUCGGCGAGCAAUAAAUCCGCACCAGGAGGAGCAGCAGGUGGACAUCAUUACAAGGAUAGCACUUUGAUGCCAGCACCAAAGCAACAGCAACAGCAGCAGCAACAACAGCAAUUGCAAGUGCAGCAGUUACAGGGGGCACCUUCGAUGCUACCCAAAUGCGAACUUCCUGGCAUGGGAAUGGGAAUGGGUUUGGGCUUGGGCAUGGGCGGACUCUCUUCCGCUGCCAUUUCUGCGGCAUGCCGCAAGCAGGAGUCCCCGAAGGUGGCUAACUUUGAGGAUCGUUUGAAGAGCAUCAUUACGACAGCGCUGAAUGAGGAUCAAGAGCAAAGAAGCAAGGCCAUACCAGCCGAAAUGCCGUCACAGCCAUCUCCAUCGCCGCUGCAGAGUCCCGUAUCGAAGCGAAGCAAGCAGCAUCACCAGCAGCAACAGCAGCAGCAGCAGCUGCCGCCUUCGAAUCUACACAACGUUAUUACGGUGUCCACCCAGGGAUUGAUGCAUCUGAAUGCAAAUACAACCAUUUCCCCCAUCACGCCACCACUGCCGGGACCCGGAGCGGGGGCGACGGCCUCGACGGCACCACCACCGCCGCCAAAUCUGCCCUACGGUGCAUAUGGUGGCAAGAGCACGCCCUCGGGCAAAUAUCAGGCAUCAAAGGAGCAGUUCAACAAGUACAGCCCUGCCAGGCAGCAUACACCAUCCUCGGGUGCCGCCUCAGUGCCGCCGCCGCCACCGCCACAGGUGCCGGUCUCCUCCCACAUGGCAGCGCUGUAUGCGGCAGGACAGCCUACGGCACCGACUCCGGCGGAUUUGGGCUACCAGCGACGACGCAGUUCUAUGAGUGCCAGCAGCUAUGAGCAUUUCAUAGUGCAACAGCAGCAGCAACAACAGCAGCAUGCUUUGAUGCUGGCCGCUGCCGCACAUGUGGCACAGCGACAGAGAGUUGAGGAGCAUCAUCAGCAACAGCAACAGCAGCAGCAGCAGCAACAUCGAUUGCAGCAGCAACACCAACAGCAACAGCAGCAUCUGCAUCUUCAUCACCAUCACCAUCAACAUCAUCCGCAUUCGCAUCCGCAAGAGUUCAAGGCCCCACCAUCCGACAAUCUGCUGCAGCGUUCGAGCAGUCGCGAUCAGUUGGUGGAACCGCCGCCACAGCAGCAGCACAUGGAGUUGCUGCCAAGAGCAAGUUCGGCCAACUCGGACUAUGGGGCAUACCGUGUGCGGCCACCCAGCCGACCGAGCUCGAACUCCUCGCAGCCGGACUACACGCAAGUGUCGCCAGCCAAGAUGGCGCUGCGUCGCCAUUUGUCGCAGGAGAAACUGAAUCAGCAUGUGACGCCACAGCCCACACCGCCACCGCAGGGUCCGUUGCCACAGCCGCCACCCACGGGCAAGACCAUUGGGGAUCUGGUGAAUGGAGAGAUUGAACGCACGCUGGAAAUCUCCCAUCAGACGAUAAUCAAUGCAGCUGUCAACAUGAGCACCAGUGGAACACAAUUUAUGGAUAGAGCCUUUAACGAGCGGGCUACGUCCAAUGAACGGCUGCUCAUCAAUCUGAACGCCCAGCGGCCAGAGCGAGUGCAUGUGAGGCCACUGUCGGAGGAAUCCCAAGAGGCGCAUCCCACAAAUUAUGUGUCCAGCGGUGGGGCAGCAGCAGCACAAGCAGCAGCUGCUGGACAGGGCAGCAACAACAGCAAUCUGGCGACCCUCGCACAUGUGGCUUAUGUUCAGAAGAGCGCACCGCAAAGUGGCGGUCGAACGGCGGCACCAGCAACACCCACGCCUGCACGUUCUGGCAGGGACUCGUAUCAAACGGUGGCGCUGCCACGAGCGGAGAUGAAGGGCUGCAUUGAGGCGUACUUCCAUGAGGAGCAAAAGACAAAGAAUGUGGGCGGGGGAGGUGCAGGAGCAACAGCAGGAGGAGCGGCGGCAUUAAGAGGACCCCGCUUGAAUGGCGCCAAUCCUCCAUUGGAGGGUCUCGCUGCCUCGCUCCAGGAUCAUGUGCGUGCCAGGAAAUACAAAGAGGAAACAGAAGAGCGACAGCGACGUGCAGCAGCAGCUGCCUCAUCGUCAUCCUCCUCCUCCACAGCGACGCCAUCUGCAGUAGUUGCAGAUCUGCAGCAGCAUUAUGGACAGGCACCACCGGCCCAUAGCUAUCUACAUCAUCCGAUCCAUCAUGGAGCUGCGAAUUUGAAUGGCAGCAACAACAGCAGCAGCAGUACACCGCACAAACUGGAGCUUGGGGUCAAGCGAACGUCGCCUUUAGCACCGCAUCAACAGCCGCCUCGUCCCUCAAAGAUACCACACUAUGAGCAGCCGCCGCAUGUCCAUGCCCAUUCACAUUUGUAUGCCAAUGGCGGACAGGUGUUGCCACCGCCACCUUCACACGAUGCCACGACGCCCUCGCCAACGCCUUCAUCCUCGUCCUCGUCGUGUGGUCGACGCAGCAACAAUAACAAUGGGAAAAUGCAUGUGGAGCCACCGCUGUUGAUGAGUCCGGAGAUAAAUUCCCUGAUGGGCGAUGAACGGCCGCUGCAGCUGUCCACGAAUCCACAUCAUCUGAUGCAGCAGCAGCAGCACCACCACCAGCAGCAGCAGCAGCAUCACAUUCAUCAGCAGCAGCACCUGAGAGUCGCUGCACAUUUGGGGCACUCCCAUGGCCACGGUCAUGGCCACAACCCCAGCCACGGCCACAGUCAUAGUCACAGCCACAGCCACAGCACCACCCCCACAUUGGGGGUCAUGCAACGCAAUGCCAAUGCCAAUAAUGCCGCCGAUGAUGAUGAUGUCAUUGCCGCUGAUGAUGAGUCCCAUUGGCAGCAUCGCGUGAGCUCUGGUUUCGAUCGAUUGGUGGCGUUUGCCAGCACCGAAUUGGACAAGACACGGCGCAGCAUUGAUGGGGACACAGUGCCGGCUUCCAUCAGUUGCAACACAUCGCCGGAUUCGGGGAUCACGCACAGCAGCAGCAAUUCGGAUGCAGUGCGCACGUUUCUGUCUACGUCGUCCAGCUCCUCGCAGUUGGAGCUGCCGAUUGGUAGCGGUGGCAGCGGCAGCAGCAGCCAUAGUCUGUACGGCAGCAACCAGGUCCACAAUCUGAGCAAUCAUUUGCAGCAGCACAACUCCAGCGGUAGUGGCAGCAGCAGCAGUGGCGGCAGCAACAGCAGUGCCAACAACAUGGUACAUCAUCACCAACAACAACAGCAGCCGCUGCAACAGUUGCAGUCACAGCAGCACCAGCACCAGCACCAGCAGCAGCAACAUCAUCAAAUGACAGAUCAUCUGAGCGACAGCAGCAUGAAGUCCACGGCUGGUAGCUCCCUGAAGACCGUCUCUCCGGUGGAUCCCAGUGCCAUUGACUCGCCGCCAUUGUCGGAUGUUGGGUUGCCACGAACUCCGAGUCCGAGUGCCGCCAGUGUGGCGACCCCUCCGCUGGCAAAUGCUCCGUUGGGGCUGGGCAACGAGCUGGGAAUCCCACUGAAGUACCAGCGCAAGUCGAAGAGCGGUUCGGAGAAGCACUACAAGAAGAAGUUCUGCGAGCGGAAUUGGGAGUACGACUGCGACGAGCUGUUGGCCUACUCCAAUUCCAGUGCGCCGCCCACAGCAGCCGAUGCGGCUGGUAAUGGACCGCCUGCACUGCUGGAAACGCCGAGCGUAGUUGGAGGUGUUGUUGCCAACAUGAUGGGUGGUAAAUCGGGAAAAUCGCCAAAAGAAAAAUCAUCGCCUCAUCACAGUGCCAACCAUAAUGCGGGUUACCAUCACAAAUCAUCCAAGUUCCGGCCGAAGGGCAAGGACUGGGACUGGUCUCUGGACAGCCGCAGUCAGACCGGCGAUGGGCUGCUGCCACCCACAUGCCCCCCGAAUGGAGCGAACAACAAUAAUAAUAAUAACACCACCACAUCGAGUAAUUAAUUUAGUUAACUAAUUUAGUUCAAUUUACUGAAUGGAAAAAGGAAAUGAAAUCCAAAAAAUCAAUCCCCCCCAUGCGACACAAAAUGCUCUUUUUAGCCAGAUUAGCCAGAGUGGAACAUGUUGUAUGUAAUUUUAAAAAAUAAGAGUUUUUUAUAAUUUUAACGAAAUGAAUUGUGUUUUAUCCGCAUGGUUACCUUUUUGUAUAGACCCCCAACCCAACCUCACAUUUGUUUUUCAGUUCUGCCCAGCCCGGCCCUUUCUAUUAUAUAUAGUUAUUGUCCUGCCCAGCCCCCUACUGCUACUACUAUUACUACUACUACAACUAAAACUAGUGUGUUUUUAUUUCGAAAUUGCAAACAUUUUAAAUUAGGCUAGACGCGUUUUUUCGUAUUAGUUUUGUAAGAGAAGAGUUUGAGGAUGACAAUGAGCCCCCCGAGAAAGAGAACCCCACGCUUUGCUGAUUGAACAAUGUUACUGACUUUCUAUAUUACCGAUUACCAAUUAUUACUAUUAUGUAUUUAAUUAUUUGUCUCUUUUAUUGUUUAAUUACGUUUUUUGUCCCUAAGUUGAAAGUUUUUGCCUUUAUUAUUAAUUUUGAAAUAAAACAAAUUGUCAACUAAUUAAAGAACUUUGUGUUUCUUCUGUUCUUAUCGUAUCCUUUUAUGGUUUGUUAUUCAACCGAAAGAUGAAUUGGGACCAACCCUCCACAGAAAAUUCAAAUCCCUACCCCGUUUUGCCCCAAUUGAACGUUGCUUCCAACCAAAUCGAAAACGAAUAAAUAGAGAAAUAUGAUAUUAAAAGGGUAAAAAAUAAAAG